This is a messenger RNA of Marasmius oreades (fairy-ring Marasmius), 339 nucleotides long. RefSeq lists its product as uncharacterized. The coding region runs from base 1 to 339 and encodes 112 amino acids. The record is from RefSeq and is a predicted model, not a curated record. NCBI's taxonomy places the organism in Eukaryota, Fungi, Basidiomycota, Agaricomycetes, Agaricales, Marasmiaceae. The transcript has a single exon.
AUGCGCACCACCAUUGUUUUCUCCGCUGCCAUUCUCGCAGCUGUCCUCCAACCAGUCGCUGGGAAUGUUGGAGCUUCUGCCUGGAGCGGUUCAGCGUGCAGUGGCCUCGAGGUUGGAUCUGUCGAGGUCGCCAACAACUUCGAUGGUCUCAGCAAUGCAGAAGCGACACCCAACGCUGCAUGCGUUCACUUCGACACUCGCAUCCCCGCCAACUGUGACGUCUACCUUUGUGAAGAUGCCGCAUGCAAUGACCAGGGAAGGACGGUCGCUGGCCCUCAAGCUGCCAAUACCAAGUUGACGCAUAACUUUGCGGGUAUGCAGAUCGGGUGCCAGCAAUGA